This is a messenger RNA of Myiozetetes cayanensis, 7818 nucleotides long. It is a transcript of the gene BAHCC1, whose product is annotated as BAH domain and coiled-coil containing 1. Gene Ontology annotation, molecular function: chromatin binding. Lineage: Eukaryota; Metazoa; Chordata; Aves; Passeriformes; Tyrannidae. The record is from RefSeq and is a predicted model, not a curated record.
CCCCCAACCACACACCCCCGGUUCCCUUUGCUGCAGGAGCAGCCGGUGCAUGGGCAGUGCACGGGCACCGGCAGGAGCACGCUGCGCACCCCCGCCACGGGACCGCACUCGCCCCGCGCGCGGAACGCCCCUCCGGAGCGGAGGAUGAGCCGGCAGCCCCGGCGCGGAGCGCGGCAGGACGCCCGCCGAGCCGGCCCGGCGCGGCGCUGAGCAUCGCCCACCAGCCGUGUCGGGGUCCCGCCGAGCCCCCCGCGGGUGGGUGCCCCCGGCAUGGACGGCCGCGACUUCGCGCCCCCGCCGCGGCUGCUGUCGGAGCGGGGCAGCCUGGGCCACCGGCACGGCUCCGGGCGCGUGGCGGGGUCGGCACACGGGGCCGUGCAGCCCCCCGGACACUUCCAGCCCACCAAGUACUUCCCGGCGCCCAUCUCCAUGGCCACGCACACAGCCGGCAGCAGCCUGAUGGGGAGCGCCCCUCCCUCCUCCUUCAUGGGGGGCUUCCUGAGCAGCAGCCUGGGCUCGGGGGGGCCCAGCCACCCCGCUGGCCCCGCUGCCUCCCCCCCAGAGCCAGCCUUCUGUGGGCCCCACUCCGGCACCUCCCAGAUCUGGUUCUCCCACUCCCAUGAAGCCCCGGGGUACCCCCGCUUCUCCGGGAGCUUGGCCUCCACCUUCCUGCCCAUGGGCCACCUGGACCACCACGGCAAUGGCAACGUGCUCUACGGCCAGCACCGCUUCUACGAGAGCCAGAAAGAUAACUUCUACCUGCGGAACCUUCCGGCACAGCCCCCCCUGCUCCCUGCCAGCCACGGCUUCCCCGGCAUCGCCCGCGCCGCCCCUGGGCCCCCCGCCGGCUCCUGCAGCCGGGAGCGGGACAGCGGCCCCCUGCCCAAGACCCCCAAGGACUACGAGCGCUUCCUGGUGGGCAAGGAGAAGGGGGGCAAGGGGGACCCCAAGGAGCGGCUGCCCGAGGAGGACCCCAAGGAGCGGCACAAGGCGGUGCUGCCGGUGCCGCCCGAGGGGCACUGCAAGGAGGGGGUGCCGCCGCGGGGCUCCGGCGAUGGGCGCCCCAAGCCCUUGGCCUCGUGCCUGCUGGGUGCCAAGGGGCUGGACGGUGACGGCGCCCGCGCGGCGCUGCCCAGCUGUGCCGGGAACGCCCUGCCCCGCGCCGCCCGCUGCGCCCCCAAGGAGCGGGAGCCGGGGGUCCCUGAGGCGCCCCAGCCCUACGGCGAGGCCGUGGAGCGGCGGCAGAUGCUGCACCACGCCGUGUCCUACGCCGUGCCCGCCGCCGGCUCCUUCCCCUGCCUCCCGCUCCACACCGGCCCCGAGGUGCUGUGCCCGCUGCCCGAGCCCCCCGCCCGCGAGCUGAAGCUGAGCGGGGCCACGCUGGUGCCCUCGGUGGGACCCCCGACGGACAAGAGCCGCUCGUUCCAGGCGGAAUCCGGUGGGAUGGAGCGAGGGGACGGCAAGGAGCGGCACAACGAGGGGAGCACCGAGCCCUAUGGUGCCCCCUUCCAUCACCCGCUGAAGGCCGAGGGGCCAGCGGAGCGGCGGCUGGACUGGGGGGCUCCGGGCACCCGGCUGAAGGGGCUGGAGUACCUGGGGGGGGGUGCAGCUGAGGGACCCCCCUUCUCCGGCAGGUGCCCGGCGUCCAAGGGGGGGCUGGAGAAGGGCUACUUCGAGGUGCCACCGGCCCCCGACUGCUCCCGUGCCCCCCGCCCUGACCCCCUGGGCGUCCGUGUCGGCCCCUCCUGCUGCACUUUAGAGAAGGGCCCCCCCAAGGACCCCCCGGCCCAGAAGGUGGCUCGGAUCCGGCACCAGCAGCACCCCGAGGCUGAGGUGGCCGAGGGCAAGCGCAAGCCCCUGGAGCUGGGUACCCUGGGCUACAGCGGGCACCCCCUGCCCCCCUGGGGGGUGCAGGGCCAGGGGCCCCCCCUGGCUGUGGCAGAGGAGAGGAAGGGGGGCCCCUACCUGGACCCCUUCGGCGCGGGGCUGGUGCGGGCGCAGGAGGUGCCCAACGCCCCCGACGAGGUCUCGGCCAUGAAGAACCUGCUCAAGUACAGCAACGGGGCCCUGCUGGGGGGGCAGAAGGGCCCCCCCUUCGUGGGGCUGGCAGGCUCCAAGGGCAGCUGCGCCCACCAGGACGCCAAAUUCCCGUCGGGAAAAGGGCAGCUGGAGCUGGAGCGGCCGGACUGCGCCCGCGGCCGGGAGCACGAGGCGCUGGGCCCCGGCGGCACCGAGGGCGAGGUGCGGCAGCCGCCCGUGGGCAUCGCCGUGGCCGUGGCGCGGCAGAAGGACACGCUGGGCCGCCACGAGCCCUACGGCAACGGCGGCACCGGGGGCGCGGGACGGCAGCGGGCGGCAGCCGGAGUCAAAGCGGGCACCGCGCGCCCCGUGCACCUGAUGGAGCUGGAGGCCGAGGAGGAGCGGGGCCGGCUGUGUGAGGAGCGCCUGGGGCUGCCCGGGAGGGACAUCCUGCUCCAGGACAACAAGGACCUGGUGGAGUUUGCCCGGAUGCACCCAUCAGGGGGGUGUCCCGGGGAGCUGGCCCCCCACCUGAUGAUGGCAGGGGGCUCCUCGCUGCCAGCAGGGCAGCUGGGCGGGGACCCCGCCGCCCACGCCCACCCUGCGCACACGCACUGGCUGCCCCGCACCCGCAGCCCCUCCAUCUGGAUGGGGGGGCACUCCUACGGCAUCGGGCACCCGGCGCUGCACCAGAACCUGCCCCCCGCCUUCCCCACCUCCAUGCCCAGUGCCAUGCAGCCCGUGUUCCCCCUCGCCCAGGACCCCCCUGCCCAGCUCGUCAUCCUCCCCACAGAGCCCCCCGCCCACAGCACCCCCCACACGCUGGCCGACGUGAUGGACCAGGCAUCGCUGUGGCCCCCCAUGUACCCGGGCCGGGGUCCCAGUGCCCACCUGCAGCACACGGGGCAGCUGCCCGUGUACCCACGGUCGCAGUUCCUGCGGCAGCAGGAACUCUACGCCCUCCAGCAGCAGCAGCAGCAGCAGCAGCAGCAACGGGCAGCCCAGGCCCUCGAGAUCCAGCGCCAGGCACACGGCCAGCGGAAGACAGAGGAGCAGCCCCUGGAGCUGGAGGAGGGGGGUCCUGAGAAGCCCCUCAAACCCUCCCACAAAGCAGUUGCCUUAAACCCCCCGACCAAGGGCCUGACCUCGGCGGCCCCCGCGCCCCCCAAGCUGUCCCCCUGCUGCCACUCGCCAGCCCUGCGGCACCCGGCCAAGUGCCCAGUGACCCUGCCCACGGCCCCCUGCACUUUACCCGCCUGCCCCGCCGCCAGCCCGGCCGUGGCCCCGCGCUCGCCGGCCGACAGCCCCCUGCCCGCCCCCAGCAAGGGCAGCGAGGGCGAGGACGCGCGGGGCGAGGGGCAGCCCCCGCACCGCUACCCCAAACCCCUGGAGCCAGACCUGCCCCCCGGGUAUGGCUACCCCGCCGCCGCCAUGGGCUACCCCGCGGCGCACUCAGCCGAGCCGGCGGACCCCGACCCCGUGCACGCCGGGUCACCCCCCGCAGAGCCCGAGCAGUCCCGGACCUUCAGCCCCACUGCCGAGGCGCUGCGGGAGCCGGGCCCCCCACGGGACCCCCCGGCCGAGGGUCCCGGGGUGCUGCUGCACCGCCACCACCUGCUGCUCCCCCCGGGGCCCCUCUGCGGGGAGCGAGGGGCAGCGCCGGCCACGGGGGACAGGAGGAGCCCUUCGGGGGGCACCGGGAGGUGGCUCAGGGAGCACCGGAGCAGCCGGAGCAGCAGCACCCCGUGCCCGGGGGAGGAGGAGGAGGAGGAAGGCGACAGCGAUGGCUUGGAACCGGAGGGCAACUGCGAUGAGGAGGAGGAUGGUGAUGUCCCUGUUGGGCACCAGGGCUGCCUGGGUGGGCUGGAGGCUCUGAUCGCUGCCGGCAUCGACCUGGGGGAGCUGCCAGCACUGGACGAGCCUGAGGAGCCUCCUCCUGCACCCCCUUCGCCCGCCCCCCACCCCUCAGGGAUCCCCGGCAUUGCCCUGCUCAGUGAACUCGCCGACCUGGAGCUGCGCCGGCGCCGCUGCGACCUGGCCAGGGAAGGUGAGGAUGAGGAGCUGCUGGCCUUCAACCUGCAGAACCUGGCCACGGUGGCGGCCGCCUGGUCGCUGGUGGAGGCGGCGGGGCGGGAGGGCAGCCCCCCCGCGCUCAGCCCCCUGCCCGCCUCGCCCCCACCCCGCACCCGUGUCCCCCGCCGCAAGUACACCUGGACCCCCAAAACCAAGGCCGUGUGCCCGCUGAAGGCGGCCAUGGAGCAGCUGAACACGCAGGAGGUGGAGGUGCGGAUGCGCCUGGCCGAGCUCCAGCGCCGCUACAAGGAGAAGCAGCGGGAGCUGGUGAGGCUCCAGCGGCGCCACGACCACGAGCGCGACGAGAGCUCCCGGAGCCCGGCGCGGCGCGGGCCGGGGCGGCCGAAGAGGAAACACUCCAGUGCUCUGGGCAGGGCCGAGAGCCGCAAGGUCAAGGCAGUGAAGACCAGCCUGUCCCUGCUGUGUGCCGAGCUGAGGGGGGACCCUGAGCCCCAGAAGAAGAGGAGCAAACUGUCAGGGGGGACCUUCAGCAGCCUCCAGGGCUCCCCGCUGAAGCAGAAGGUGAAGGGCAAGGGGCUGCCCCCCGGCCUCAGCCCCUUCCGCCGGAGGGAUCCCAACCCCGGCGCCCGCAUCCAGAAGAAGCUGAACCGACCCAAGGGCUCCAAGGGCUCCAAGUACCAGGGGCAGGACCCCGGCCCCCGGCAGCCCCCCCACUUCAGAGAUGAGCCCGAAGGGGACACGGACAGCGAGGAUGAGGAGCCGGGGCUGUCCCUGCCCACGGGGCCGGUGGCCGUGCUGGGGCCCUCCCCAUCCUCUGUGGUGAAGAUGGAGGCCAAUGAGAAGGCCAAGAAGAAAAAGGAAAGGCAGGGGCUGCUAGGUCCCUGCCGCCUGGGCAGCCCCGAGGGGGAGGUGAAGAUCAAGCGGCGGCCGGUGAAGCCGGGGGGUGCCGGGAAGCUGGAGAAGGUGCCGGGGCGGCGGAAGGCCGGGGGCUGCCCCGAGGGCAGCAAGAAGAAGCUGAAGGUCAAGAACAAGGAGAGCCUGCGGCCCCCAGCUCCCGGUGGCCCCAGCCCCACGGGACCCCCCGGCAGCCUCUUCGGGGGCACCGACCCCCGGCUCCUGGGGCCGCGGGACGAGGGGGCUCGGCUGGGAGAGAGGGGCAAGAAGGGCACCCGCAAGAGCAAGGGGCUGCAGGCAGCCCUCAGGCGCAAGAACGGGGCCCUCUCGUUGGCCCUCUCCCCCCGGAGCGCCAAGACCAUCCUGAGCAAGGGCAAGAAGCUGGCCAAGGUCAAGAGCAAAGUGGCCACCAAGCAGUGCAAGGGCCGGGCAGUCAGCAAACUGCUGGAGAGCUUCACCGUGGAGGACGACUUCGACUUCGAUGACAACAGCAGCUUCUCGGAGGAGGAGGAGGAGCUGGGGGGCUGCCUGGCGGGGGGGACACGUGGGGAGGUCCCCCACGCCUGCGCCAUCCAGAAGGAGGACCUGCGGGAUGGGCUGCACAUCCUGAUUCCCAAGGAGGACAGUCUGCUCUACGCCGGCAGCGUCCGCACCAUCCAGCCCCCGGACAUCUACAGCAUCAUCAUCGAGGGCGAGAGGGGGAACCGGCAGCGCAUCUACUCACAGGAGCAGCUGCUGCAGGAGGCGGUCCUGGACGUGCGGCCGCAGUCACGCCGCAGCCUCCCGCCCGGCACCCGCGUCUGCGCCUACUGGAGCCAGAAAUCCCGGUGCCUGUACCCAGGGAACGUGGUGCGAGGCUCCUCCAGUGACGAGGAGGAGGAGGACGCCGAGGCCGUGCUGGUGGAGUUCGACGAUGGCGACACCGGGCACAUCGCCGUGUCCAACAUCCGCCUGCUGCCCCCCGACUUCAAGAUCCAGUGCACCGAGCCCUCCCCAGCACUGCUGGUGUCCAGCUCCUGCCGGCGGGCAAAGCGGGCGUGCGGCGACGUGGGCACCCCUGGAGCGCUGCCCCCCACGCUGUGCCCGGAUCACGGCCCCCAGGCCUCCCGGAAUUCCAGCAGGAAGGCAUCUGGCAAGGAGAAAAGCGGCAAAGCCAUGGAGGGGCUGUUGGGGGGCCGGGGGCCAGCACUGAGCGAUGCCACGGCCGGGCGGCGCGGGGGGUCCCUGCUCAGCUGGGCAGCCAUGGCACAGACCAAGCGGAAGGCGGCGAACAAGGGCUCGUCCGUGCUCCAGAACCUCUUCCAGGUCAACGGCAGCGCCAAGAAGCUGCGGGCCAAGGAGACCCUGUUCCCGCUGCACCACCACCACCACCACCUCGCCGCCCCCGUCUUCGGCAACGCCUUCGGUGCCGACUCCUUUGGCCGCAUCGCCAGCUCCUACAGCUCCUUCGGCGCCAGUGCCGGGCUGGUGCUGCCCGCGGCACAGAAGCUCCUGCGCUCCAAGAAGGCCGAGCGGCUGGAGGCGGAGGUGGGCAGGAGCGGGCGCAGGAAGGCGGCGGGCAGCGAGUUCCUGGUCAAGCUGGACCACGAAGGGGUGACGUCCCCCAAGAACAAGACGUGCAAGGCGCUGCUCUUGGCCGAGAAGGACUUCGGGGCCCGGCUGGAGCGGCCGCUGGGCAGCCACGGCUACGGACACGCCGGGCUGGGCGGCCGGGAGCGGAGGGGCCGCGCGGCCACUCACCCGCUGCCCGUGGGGCUGGCGCUGCGCAAGUACUCGGGGCACGGGGACUUCACCCUGAACUGCGACAGCGACUGCCACAGCUCCUACUCGGACAUGGACGAGGACGAGGACGCGGCGGGGCUGGGCGCCGACGUCCCCUCGCGCUUCAUGACGCGCCUCUCGGUGUCCUCCUCUUCCUCGGGCUCCUCCACCUCCUCCAGCUCCGGCUCCAUCUCCACGUCCAGCCUCUGCUCCUCGGACAAUGAGGAUUCCUCCUACAGCUCGGAGGACGAGGACUCGGCGCUGCUGCUCCAGACCUGCCUGUCGCACCCGGUGCCGGCGCUGCUGGCGCAGCCGGACGCGCUGCGGCCCAAGGGCACCGCCCCACAGCGCUGCUUCCUGUCCAAGGCGGCCGCCGCCGGCCCCAAGGCCAAGCUCAAGCGCAAGGAGGCCCUCAGCUUCGCCAAAGCCAAAGAGUUCUCCCGGCGGCAGCGCCUGCCCUCGGUGGAAAACCGGCCAAAGAUCUCCGCCUUCCUGCCGCGCCAGCUCUGGAGGUGGUCGGGGAACCCCACGCAGCGGCGCGGCAUGAAGGGCAAGGCGCGGAAGUUGUUCUACAAGGCCAUCGUGCGGGGCAAGGAGACGCUGCGCGUGGGCGACUGCGCCGUGUUCCUGUCGGCCGGGAGGCCCAACCUGCCCUACAUCGGCCGCAUCGAGAGCAUGUGGGAGUCCUGGGCCAGCAACAUGGUGGUCAAGGUCAAGUGGUUCUACCACCCCGAGGAGACCAAGCUGGGCAAGCGCCAGAGCGACGGCAAGAACGCGCUGUACCAGUCGUGCCACGAGGACGAGAACGACGUGCAGACCAUCUCGCACAAGUGCCAGGUGGUGGGGCGGGAGCACUACGAGCAGCUCACGCGGGGCCGGAGGUACCAGGACCGCCAGGACCUCUAUUACCUGGCGGGCACCUACGACCCCACCACGGGCCGCCUGGUGACCGCCGACGGGGUGCCCAUCCUCUGCUGACCCCCCUGGGGGUGCCCGUCCUCUGCCGACCCCCCGGGGGUGCCCACCCUCUGCUGACCCCCCGGGGACGGGGACGGGGACCCCCCUCUGCGGGUCCUGCCCGGCUCUUAUGCAAAGCCCGUGGUGACAUUG